Messenger RNA from Marchantia polymorpha subsp. ruderalis, 2118 nucleotides. Lineage: Eukaryota; Viridiplantae; Streptophyta; Marchantiopsida; Marchantiales; Marchantiaceae. The record is from the annotation of a GenBank genome assembly.
GUGACUUGCAGACCCACAAUUCCUGCAUUCCUUCUGUUUCACUGCUUCACCCACUUAAAUCUCUCUCUGACUCUCUGAGUGUUCUUCAUCCUGCUAACUAUUCGUGUCCACUUCUCAAACCUUCUACAGAAAGCCAGGAUAUCACGUAGGGAAAUUCAUGAUCAAACACAUUGCAGUACGUCCACGCAACGAACAGCAGUACCAAUGCGAGAUCUCUUGGUAUGAACAUUUUAGCAAGCGUUAGAGAUCCGUGCAGAUCAGAGAAGGAACCUUCGAAGGUAAAUUUUCAUGAGCUCUCGAGUUCAUGACACUGAAACGGAGCUCCCGGCAAUCUCUCCACGAGGCAUACAAAUGAAGCAACUGUCAAGAAUAAAAUCACAAUCUCUGAGAAGAAUCCCUGCAGAAGCAUUGCAUAUUGGCAUAAUCAGCUGUAACUGGGGAGAUGGAACAGAUCAUCCAUCAUAUGGUCGGUCUAUCGACAUAUCUUCUUAAAAAAUCACAGAAGAAACUUAUCUGCUUUGAAGGGCGGGCGGAUUUUGGCAGUGGUGAUGGUUGGGCGAAGCUGUGACAUACGUUACGAAUACUCCAGGGUUCGCUUUUGCACUGUUGCUCUGAUACCCCGAGGGUCAGGAUCAACUCAACUCAGACGACAGCAACUUGGAACCCAGCAGCAAGUCGGUGACUUAGAAUCAGAGUCACGUAAGAGCCUAAUCGUGAUACGAACGGUAGACCUAGAGUACGUUACGGAGACUGAUUCAUGACGACUGCGCAUUGUGAACAGGAAUAGCAUGGCCGGUGGUUGCGACCUGACGCGAUAAAUUUUAUCGGAUUUCUUACAAUCAAUCAGCUGUAUCGGUUUCCAUUACCCUAAAGUGUUACUGUAAUAUCCCCAUGCAUCAGCGCGUAAAGAUUCGGGGCCUUGGGCGAGUUCCGGUGCCAUACGAUCUUCGAGGAAGCGCAUUCUUCUCGAAGAUUCAAGAACCACCUGCGGGAUAUGGGGAGUUAUUCCAGCGAGAGACUGAAACAACUAUCUGAUCAUAAUGGCUUCAAAUUGCUGUAGAUGAGAUCCUUGUGGGAGGCGGGUGAGACUGCGCCGUAAGAUGCGACUGCGGUCGUGACAGCAUUCGUCAAGUCGAGCGAUCUGCAUGUCCAAAGCGCUGAAUACGGCACAGGAAUUGGAUCUGAUUAAUAAGGCCGAAGAAGCUUCAAAUCAUCGAGCGCUUCGGUUCUGAUGACGUGAGUAAGCAUUUGGCCCUGAGGCAGACAGACAGACAAACAGACAGCUGUAGAUUAUCAGCUUCCAUGGCGUGAAUGUUCCAAAGCUGGACCAGACCGUCUUCCUCAUUCACAUCGAAUUGCGUCUUCUUCACCGGAGAUGACAUGCCGAACGAGUCCCGAAGAGGCGAGAGUCUUCUGCUGUUGGACCUGAGAGAGGAGUCGUCUCUUCUGGCAAAUCAAAUCAUGAACCUCGUUCGCAGUCGGGCCAACGACUCGGUGAACAUCGGAGCUAAAGUUAAGGCCGGAUCUGAUUCGACCUUGGCGCAAGACACAAGACUCUGUAUUUAUCUUCUUUUGACGCAAUGGGCGCAGACAGAGAAAGAGAGGUGCAGAUGUUCUGCAUUACGUGCAGAUCCACAUUAAGGCGUUCACAUUCAAAUGCACUGUUUACUCUCGCAGUCCUUGACUCCGGGGCUGGUCCACGCCAUGUUUCUUGGAGGACACUAAAUUCAGAAUGCAAUGACUUUUGCACAGUAUCUACGACCUACUUUGAGUGAUUCACGGAUAACAAUAUCGAGCAGAAUUUACCGACAAGGAAGUUGACAAGAAUAGCGAAUCUACUGACUUCCUCCAAGGUUUGGGUGUUCAGUAGCCCGUCUCGUUCGUGGGUCCUGAGCCUCAGAAGGGAAGUUGACAACUUUCCAAGUUUUAAAGUUCCGACUAGAAGCAAGAAAUGUAUUGCAAAAAGGAUGGAAGACCCAUCGAGACCCACAUGCAUGUAACCAACUGACCAACAUGGGUCCAGGCCCCAACAUAUGGAGUGACCCAACUAAGAAUAUGUCAAAUCAUCCACAUAUUUGAUACCAUCUAAAAAAUCGUUCCUGUCCGUUGUAUCAUAUG